UACAGAAAUAUUAUUAAUGCUUUUCUGAUGAUUUAUCAUUUAGUGUUUUGUGAUUUUUUGGGUGCAAAUAGCCUAAUAUUCUACACCGGAGUGCUUCAAAAACGCUGUUCAUACGUGUGCUUUGUUUUAAUUCAUGGUUAAUUUGAAAGACAGAGAUAUGGUGCAUAAAUGAACUGAAAAACAAACAUCCAAUCCAUGCAUCAGUGUUCAUAGUGAAUGCUAAAGUGCAAUAAAUGUCCCUAAAAUGACUUUUAUAAUAGUAAGUGGUGAAAACAGUGAAGUAAAGUGGAGUAAAAUGCCACAAACUAAAAAAGACACACAUUGAGAAACAUUACACUUUAAAGAGGACAUGAGAUUAUGCUUGUUGCUUUCCUAAAAGUGAUGAAGCACUGUCAGAUUCUUGAAGGAAACCAACUCAAACUGCUAAUUAAUUACCAUGUGCUGCUGAUUCUAGGUCUGAACACUGGAAAUAUAAUUAUGUUUGAGAGUAUCAGUAAAUCUGCUUUCGACUUUACAUUCUAGCAAUAAAAUAAUCUAUCUUUUACAAACUGGCAAAAAUCACACUGAAAUGUUAAGUACAACUAAUAAUAAUUCCUAUUCUACCAAAACUCUGAACCUUGUGCGAUCCUUGUUUUCUUCACUUGGGGGCGGUAGCGUUCCAGUUGAAGGCAAACCGCCAUUUCGAUAAAGUCGUGGAAGAAGGCGCUACUCUCGCGAGAUUUCACUUAAAUAUAACGCGGGACAGAAAAUGAUCCGUUGAACCAAACAACGUCAGAUACAAAGUCGGGGGUAAAUGAUGUUUAGCUAGAUGAAAGCUGUAAGAAACGACACUGUCGUCUUUCGUAUCCAUUCUUUGAGGAUAUUUCGCCUAUUUACAGAAAGCGCAGCCUAACAAAGUUAGCGUUACUGUUUGAGUGUUAAUCACGUUUGUUUGUUAUCUUCGGCUAACCAGCGGCUCGGUGUCAAAAUGGAUCCUACAGAGGACUUGUCUGCUCGGGUUCUGCUGCACAAUAUCCUCAGCAUCGAGUCACCCAAGACUCCUAUCACCAGCAGGUACUGUAUAGCUGUUUUGAGCAAAACCUAGCAAACUUAAGCCACCUAAGACAUCACUAACGUUCCUCCUCACUGCUGACCUGACUCCGUAUGCUUAGUUGUUUGCUUGUGUAUACAUGCAUGGAAGUUGGAGUAGUUUUAUCCCAAGAUGCCAUACAAAUUCCGAUUUAUAGCAAACAAGUCCAGAUGUCUUUAUGUCCAUUACUAAGCUGUCUUGACUCUAGUGUCUCUCGGGGAGCCAGUAGCAGCGGGACCCGACAGAGUGCCAGACUGAGGAAGAAAAAUGCAGGUCCCCAAACCCCACAGGACAUCCUUAGACGCAGCCUGAAACACAAAAUACGUGAGAGUAUAACCAGAAAGUCCCUGCCUGCUACUAGAAGGAGGACUGCCUCAGUUGCACUCAGAAAGACAAACACACCUGCUCCAGUGCUGUUUGAUGACGCGGACACUCCGAGGCACAUACUCAUGAACAUCCUGCAGACAGAGCCUGUGCAUUCCCCUGUGGUUCAUGAGGAAGGGGCGUUUGGAGAACCAGCGGCACCUUCAGACAAAUCCGUUGUUUCCAGGACACAUUCGAGUAUUGAGCUGUCAGGAUUGGAUCUGCCUGAUAUUACUAUAGGCAAUAUACCAAGCACUGCAAAAGGACUGAGCCGAAAGAGACCACGUAGGAGCCUGAAUGUAACAGCUUUUGAAAAACGACUAAAAGUUAGCGAUGAUGCUGAAGAGGUAACUGAAGAAUCAAUAGACAACCCUUCAUUACUAUCUUUGUCAAGUUCUUCUUCCUUGAGUCUAAAAACGCCCUUCGUUGGUGGUCAGACAGAGAAAAGGGGCUUGCAGAGAAGAGUUUCAAACCGACGAACAAUCACAGUGGAAGAAUUUGGUGCAGCUGUAAAGAAACUGCAGAUGGGAGCUAUGAGCAGGGAUGCAGUGGUACAGCGGGAUCUUGGUGAGACCGCCUUCUCUGAAGGCUUCACCUUGGGUCUAAGCAAACUCAGUGAGCCUGACAUCACAACUGAUAUCGUAAACUGUAACACGGCUCUGUACGACCAGCCUGAUGCCAUCACCUCUAACUUCUCCAUUGUUGCAACUCAGGAUAAACCCACAGUUAUGGCCUCUCAGCUUCAAAGACAGAUCGAGCAGGAAGAGCAGGUGGAAAAGGAGCAGAGCAACCUGGGAAACAACAUUUAUGUGUUUCCAAGCGAAGAAGAGGUUGGGGAUGAAGUUGAAAUUGACACAUGCGAUUCGGAGUCUCCGUCACAGGAAGAUGUUGAGGAAGCUGUUCAAGAUCCUGCAGUUGUGUUGAAACCUGAGGAAGAAGAUGUGGCUGAAUCUCAGACUAGUGUAACAGAUGAUGUGGCUGAGUCUGAAGAAGAAGCAAACAGAGUGGAAACUCAAACCGAAGAGGAAGGUGCCACUGAUUCCCGUCCAGAAGAGGAUGUUGAAGCCGGUUCUAACUCUGAGGAAGCUGAGGUUGCACCAGAUUUGCAAACUGAAGAAGAGGAGGAAAACGCAGCUGAAGCUCAAACUGAAGACGAAAGUGCAGUUGAUUCCCAACCUGAAGAGGAUGUUGAAGCUGGUUCCUCUCAGGCUGGGGAAGAUGAGGCAGCGCCAGCCUCUCAAACCGAAAAAGAAGACGAGGAGGAAGAUGGUGAAGCUGAAUCUCAAACUGAAGAAGGUGGAGCCCUUUCUCAGUUUGAAGGAGAUGCUGAAGUAGAGUCCCAGUCUGACAGGGAAGAGGGUGAGGCUGAGUCUCAGAACAACGAUGAUGACAAUGGGAAACAGAAGGAGGAAGAGCAGACAUCCAAACAGCUGAAAGGUGCCUUGGAUCACAUCAGUCAAAGGGCUUAUCGCUCAGAGGGUGCACUCAUUGUUCCUGUUAGGAAGGCUGGGGAGGAUUUGGCCAACAACACUGUGGCAGGAUGGUCUGAUGCCAGAUACAAAGCAGACAGUGCUCUUGAUUUACACAGCGGCUUAGAAAUGGGCAGCUAUGAGGGCAGUCAGCCUCAUGCUGGGGAGCCUGACUUCACUGAUUCCUCACCUGAAGGACAGACAGAUAACGAACCUGAUGCUAAUAAAGAGAACUCCUUCCAUCCACCGGAAAUGGCCCAGGAUACUGAAGACAGCGGGCACCCGAGGGAUGCUUCCCCCGAACAGCCUCCUGCAGAGGAGGCUUCUGAACAGGAGGAAGACGAGUAUGAUGAUGAAGAGGAUGAAGAGUUUCCCUGUACGACUCCAGCAUUUGUUCGAGAGAAGAGGAACUUUUUGCAGCCUGAGCCUUCCACCUCACCAUCUGUUUUUAAAAAUAUCCAAGCCAGUAGGACAAGUGAAGCUUUGGCUUCAACUAAACCUAAGCAAGUGAGACAGAGGAAGAAGGGUCCUGCUAAGAAAUCGGCAGGUCUUCCUAAGAGCUACCUGAUGGCUGUCUUCAGGCACUUUGCCAAAACGAAAGUCUCUGCGGAUGUUUACCCCGUCCUAAGCGAGACAAUGGAUAAAUUCUUUGACCGGCUGGUGGAGGAUUUGGAGACGUACGCUGCCCAUGCGAAGAGAAAAACCAUAGAGGUUGAGGAUUGUAUACUUCUGCUGAAAAGGCAGGGUUAUGUGAACGACAAGGUGCCGGUAGAAGUGCUCAUUGAAAAAUAUCUCAGCAUGCAGCAGAGAAAACUUCUAAUCCCCAUUGCAACCAGCGGAAAUGUUGUUAUCCCUAAAAUGCGGAGGUGAAUCUUUUAUUUGCAGCUGCAUUCUGUCUGUCUUAUUGUCUGUAUUGUACAGUGUAAGAAUGAAUGAGUACACAUCUGUAUUUUUGCUCUGUCAAACUCUUCACAAUUCCAGCAGAAAUAUUAUCCCUAAAAUGCAGGAGGAACUUUUUAUUAACGGCUACGUUUAAUGUUUUCUGAUUUCAUUUCUGACUGUUAAUUAUUACACUUUUUGUCUUAUCUGUAUAUGUGUACAUAAUAAAGCUUCAGUUUGUGGACAGCAGUUUUAAAUAAAGAUUUUUUAAAAUACA
Molecule: messenger RNA, 4057 nt
Organism: Acanthochromis polyacanthus (spiny chromis)
Lineage: Eukaryota; Metazoa; Chordata; Actinopteri; Pomacentridae
Gene: cenpt
Product: centromere protein T
Exons: 12
Coding region: 1144-3771 (875 amino acids)
Biological process (GO): kinetochore assembly; chromosome segregation; mitotic cell cycle
Cellular component (GO): kinetochore
Molecular function (GO): DNA binding; protein heterodimerization activity
Source: RefSeq, a predicted model, not a curated record